AUGGCCUCCGCCAUGGUGCUGGCCGUGGUGGCCACCGCCGCGCUCCCAGCGACGGGCAGCCCCGUGGCGAAGGUGAUCGAGAUGCUCUCGGGCCUCCAGGCGAAGGUCAUCUCGGAGGGGGAGGAGUCGCACGCCGUCUUCGCCAAGUUCUCCGAGUGGUGCGAGGACGAGGCCCGCACGCUCGGCUUCCAGAUCAAGACGUCCGAGGGCGAGAUCGCCAACCUGAAGGCGACCAUCGAGAAGGAAGCGGCCAGCAUCGCGGGCUACGAGGCCAAGAUCGAGGAGCUCGCCGCGGAGCUGGCCCUGGACGAGGCGGACCUGAAGGCGGCCACCGAGAUCAGGACACACGAGCAAUCCAACUUCGCCGCCGAAGAGAAGGAGCUGAGUGAGGUCAUCGACACCCUGAAGAGGGCCACCGCCAUACUGGAGAGGGAGAUGGCCAAGAUCGGCUCGGCGUCCAUGCUCCAGGUCCAGAGCGCCAAGUCCGUGGCGCAGGCGCUGGCCGCCAUGGUGCAGGCCUCCCUGAUCAGCUCCACCGACGCCAGCAGGCUGUCCUCGCUGGUGCAGUCCGCGCAGCAGUCCGGCGGGGAGGACGGUGACGCGGGCGCGCCAGACGCCGCCGUGUACCAGGGCCACGCAGACGGCAUGGGCCGCGAGAACGAUGGCGGCAUCAUCGCGGUCCUGGGGGACCUGCUCGAGAAGGCGGAGGCGCAGCUGGACGGCCUGCGCAAAGCGGAGACGUCGUCCCUCCAGAACUUCCAGGUGCUGGCCCAGAACCUGAAGGACGAGAUCAAGAACGGCAACGCCGACCUCGCCUCGGCGAAGAAGGGCAUGGCGGCCAGCGGCAGCUCCAAGGCGGAGGCCGAGGGAGACCUGACGGCCACCUCUGCGGACCUCGCCAGCGACGAGGAGACCAAGGCGACCCUGCACGCCAACUGCAUGGACAAGGCGGAGACCUUCGAGGCGGAGCAGAAGAGUCGCGGAGAGGAGCUGAAGGCACUGGCGGAGGCCAAGAAGGUCCUCGUGGAGACGACCACCGGAGCUGACGCCCAGAGCUACUCGCUCCUGCAGACCGCGUCCGCCUCGCACCUGACCAGUGGCGCGGACCUCGCGCGCUACGAGGCCGUGCGCUUCGUGCAGGGCCUGGCGCAGAGGCUCGAAGGAGAAAAACUUGAGCUCUCGGACGGGGCCAUGGUUAGCAAAGCUCACCGAUAA
Messenger RNA from Prorocentrum cordatum, 1215 nucleotides. The record is from the annotation of a GenBank genome assembly. NCBI's taxonomy places the organism in Eukaryota, Dinophyceae, Prorocentrales, Prorocentraceae.